Molecule: messenger RNA, 1505 nt
Organism: Tarenaya hassleriana
Lineage: Eukaryota; Viridiplantae; Streptophyta; Magnoliopsida; Brassicales; Cleomaceae
Product: metal tolerance protein 11-like
Exons: 6
Coding region: 386-1357 (323 amino acids)
Biological process (GO): transmembrane transport; monoatomic cation transport
Cellular component (GO): membrane
Molecular function (GO): manganese:proton antiporter activity
Source: RefSeq, a predicted model, not a curated record
GUUUCCAGAAUUAUCUUUUCUUCACUUCUCUUUCACCGAGUCCCUUUUCCCAGAUUUCUACUCGCUUUUCCGGAUAUUCGAUUAGGAUUUGUCCAACUAAUUUGUAGGGUUUGGCUUGAAUUGGAAUCUUAUUCGGGUUUUAUCGUAAAGUUUGCAUUUUUCUUAUUCAUAGUUCUGAUUCUUCCACAGUUUCUGUCCAUUGGAUAUAUUCCCUUGUGCGAUUAUCGCAGAAGCAUUGUGUUAGUGGUUUAGAUUUCUUCAAUAAAGAAACAGUUUAGGGGGUAGUGCUGAACAUAAAAGCCUGAGUUAGCUUCUGUCAUUGUCUCUGGAGAAAUUAAAGUUCAAGAAGAUAACUUAGCCCGAGUAUUACCAAUAACAAGUAGAAAUGCUCGAGGGCUUUGACGAGAUGGAUGCCUUUGUGGCACGAGGUUGCGGCCUGGUAAUGUCAAAGGACGAACACGAGCGAUUGGUUACGAGCGAGAAUCAAGCUGUCAGGAUAUCAAACGCGGCAAACAUGUUCCUUUUUAUUGCUAAAGUGUAUGCUUCCAUCACAAGUGGUUCAUUGGCCAUCAUCUCAUCCACUAUGGACUCUCUUCUCGAUAUUUUGUCCGGUUUCAUCCUAUGGAUUGCUGCAUCUUCUAUGCAGACACCAAACCCGUAUCAGUAUCCAAUCGGGAAGAGAAGGAUGCAACCACUGGGAAUCCUUGUUUUUGCGUCGGUCAUGGCGACUCUAGGCCUGCAAAUUAUCUUGGAAUCGGUCCGCACUUUGGUCUCUGCUAAAAAUGCCUUUAGGCUUACGAAAGAGCAAGAGAGAUGGGUGGUAAGCAUAAUGUUGACGGUCACUCUGCUGAAGCUUCUUCUACUCGUCUAUUGCCGCUCGUUCAAAAACGGGAUCGUAAGGGCUUAUGCACAAGAUCACUUCUUCGAUGUCAUCACAAACGGCAUCGGUCUUACUUCUGCACUCCUCGCUAACCGCACCGGACAUUGGAUGGACCCACUUGGAGCUAUCAUUCUUGCUCUGUACACGAUCGGAACAUGGUCAAAGACGGUUCUUGAGAACGUGAACUCGCUCGUGGGGAAAUCGGCGACGGCAGAGUAUAUGAGGAAGUUGACGUACAUGUGCUGGAACCACCACGAGGCGAUCAGACAGAUUGACACGGUCCGUGCCUACAGCUUUGGGACGCAUUACUUUGUCGAGGUCGAUAUCGUCUUGCCUUCGGACAUGCCCUUGCGAGUGGCUCAUGACAUCGGCGAGUCGCUUCAGAACAAGCUCGAGAUGUUGCCUGAGAUCGAGAGGGCCUUCCUACACCUUGAUUAUGACUGCACUCACAAGCCGGAGCAUUCUCAUUCUGGUUAAAUAUGCAAUGUUUACUGAAAUAAAUAAUACAUAUAUAUAUAUAUAUAUAUAUAUAUUUUUUUUUUUGUUGAUUAUAUGUGUGUUUUUUUUUUAAAAUUGAACACGUUAUUUUUACCAUUCCAAGUUUUGGAAUACUUGUCGGAAUAGC